AAUGCAAAAAACAAAAGGAUGGCCUGUGUUGAAUGUAGACAGCAAAAAUCAAAAUGCGAUGCUCAAGAAAGAGCUCCUUUACCUUGCACAAGAUGUACGAGAAGAAAUCUCAUCUGCUCUUUACAAUCGAACUACAAAAGAACCUACAAGAGAGCAAGAUUAGCUCAGAUGGAAAAGCAAUUUAACGACUUGAAAUUAACUCUACAAAAAGCUGGGAUAACUGACUUACUAUUAAACAAUAACAAUAACAACAAUAACAACAACGCUGAAAAUCAGAAUCAAAAUGAAAACGACGAAAAGAAUACAUCGCUAAAUUCAGAAUUGCUAGAAAAAAUAACCUCUCUUAUCCUCAAUUCAACUAACCUAAUAAAUAAAAACAACUCAAACCUAUCCAACAUAUCAACCGCUUCUAAAUUGGACGAAUCUUCUGUUCCUGCUAAAUGCGAUAUAAUAUUAACUGGUGAAAUACUAAAAUGCGAACCUAAAUCCUUGGGUGAAAUUGAAUUGUCUUCGCUUCAAAUAUCCGAAUUCUAUCAAGAAUACACCUCCAAUUAUUAUCCAAUCUUACCCAUCAUAGACAUUAUAAAAGGCCCCGAAAAGCUUUAUAGACUAUGUCCAGUAUUAUUCUGGGUGAUAAUGUCUGUGGCAAUGAGAAGAAUUUCUUCCGAUUCAAGAAAACUAUUACUAAAAUUAACUCCUCAUAUUAAAUCAAUUUUAGCUGACCUAACUAUAAGCCCAAUAACAAGAUAUUCUCCCUCAGAAUUAGAUGAGCCUGUGUUGAAUGCCUCCUCAGUUUAUUCAGUUCAGGCCUUUCUAAUUUACACUUUUUGGUCGUCUUUAACUUCUUCUCUAAGCGCUGAUUCUUCUUGGAAUACAAUAGGUAUAGCAAUUUUUCAAGCAAUAAGAAUAGGUUUACAUUCUCCAGGCCACACUAUAGAUUUUUCAAAUGCUUCCGCUGAUUCAAAACAAUUGGAUUUAAUAACUGAACAAAUUAAAACCUGGACUUCUUGCAAUGUUGUAUCUCAAACCAUUGCAACUACGUUUGGUUAUCCGGCUUUUGUUCAAUUUGACUCAAGAGUACUCAAUAAUAAAAAAUUAUUGAGCACCAACGAUUUUCCUCAAGAAUUAAACCAAAUGCUAGAAAUCUCUUAUUUUGAAAACCAAAUCGCAAAGACUUUAAACUCAAAUUUUUUAGAUCCUUUAGGUCUAGUUAGCAAUAAUGAAAAAUUGUCCCUAAUUCAAAUACUCUUGAAACAAUUGAAUAAUAUAGAGAUUAGAUUAUGUUCAAAUGAUCACAAAUUAGAUGAUAUUAGAAAAUUUUCAUUACUAGCAGCAAAAGUUCACUUAUUGACUUAUUAUUUCCUUGAUUCGACUAACUCAAAUAGUUUAGAUGACCUAUUAAAUGAUAUCGAUCCAAGUUCAAAUAUCGACUUGACCAAUUUAAAUAGCCCAUAUUCUUCAUUAUAUUCACUUCAACUCAAAAAGGGUUUAAUAAAACUUUAUAACUCAACAAUAUUAUUAAUUAAUCACACAAAAAACUCACAAAAUAACAAUCGAAAAUUCAUCAAAUAUUUACCAAAUAUUUAUCUAAUAGAAAUAUGGCAAGCUGCAAUCAUUCUUUGUAAAAUUGUUCAUUCUCCAAUAUCCAAAUACAUUGACACCAUGCUUGGCAGAUCAAUGUAUGAUAUUGUAAUUUAUUUAACACUAAAGUCGUCAAUUGUUAAAUAUGAUAUAGCGUAUAGGUUUGCAGGUAUAAUGAAAAGUUUAUGGAAGCUUUUUGAGACAUUAUAUGAAAAGGGAACAUUGAAGACAGAUGUGGCUAUCAAGACAAGAAUGGCUGCGAGCAUUUUCUUUGAUUGCCUUUGGACAUUGCGAGAAAAAGUCGGUAUGAUUAAAUAUUCUCAAAAGAAUAAUGUAAUGCCAACUAAGCAUACUAAUGAAGACUCCGAUGUUGAGGAUGAAAAGAUAAAACUAUCAACGACGUCACUGAAAUUUAAAGAAAGUAACCAGAUUGGAACACCGAAUUCUCUAGACUCCAAUGCACACUCAAAGAAAUCCACUAAAUCAAGAUCAAUAGCAGAUCCAUCGUGUCCAGAAACAUCAGCUAGGAAAAUCAUCAAUAAGAUACCGCUAGAUCCAGAUCCUAUAAAGGCUUCCGUUAUAUCAUCA
Messenger RNA from Ascoidea rubescens DSM 1968, 2169 nucleotides. It is a transcript of the gene LEU3, whose product is annotated as leucine-responsive transcriptional regulator LEU3. The annotation marks the transcript as partial. Lineage: Eukaryota; Fungi; Ascomycota; Saccharomycetes; Ascoideales; Ascoideaceae. Gene Ontology annotation, molecular function: zinc ion binding; transcription cis-regulatory region binding; DNA-binding transcription factor activity, RNA polymerase II-specific. The record is from RefSeq and is a predicted model, not a curated record. The transcript has 3 exons. Gene Ontology annotation, cellular component: nucleus. Gene Ontology annotation, biological process: regulation of DNA-templated transcription.